Messenger RNA from Tarenaya hassleriana, 1118 nucleotides. RefSeq names its product N-carbamoylputrescine amidase-like. The transcript has 9 exons. The record is from RefSeq and is a predicted model, not a curated record. NCBI's taxonomy places the organism in Eukaryota, Viridiplantae, Streptophyta, Magnoliopsida, Brassicales, Cleomaceae. Gene Ontology annotation, molecular function: N-carbamoylputrescine amidase activity. Bases 82 to 984 code for a protein of 300 amino acids.
CUCCUGUCAGUCACCGCCGCCGUCGGUCUUUGUCAUCCUCUCUCACUCGCCUAAGCAUUAUUGGAGAAGAGAGAGAGAAGUAUGGAAGAUGGAGGGAGAAAAGCUCGAGAAGUGGUGGUUUCAGCUCUGCAAUUCGCUUGCUCCGACGAUGUCUCCGACAAUCUGGCCACUGCCGAACGGCUUGUUAGAGAGGCACACGCAAAGGGGGCGAAUAUCGCUCUUAUUCAGGAGCUUUUCGAGGGAUAUUACUUUUGUCAAGCUCAAAGAGAGGACUUCUUUCGACGAGCCAAGCCUUACAAGGACCAUCCCACAAUUGCAAGGAUGCAGACGCUUGCAAAGGAGUUGAGCAUGGUGAUACCAGUUAGCUUCUUCGAAAAAGCAAACAAUGCUUAUUUCAAUUCGAUAGCCGUAAUUGAUGCUGAUGGAACUGACCUGGGACUUUAUAGGAAGUCUCAUAUUCCCGAUGGACCUGGCUAUCAGGAGAAGUUUUACUUCAAUCCCGGGGACACUGGCUUCAAGGUCUUCCAGACGAAGUUUGCGAAAAUCGGAGUAGCUAUAUGCUGGGAUCAGUGGUUUCCCGAGGCAGCUCGAGCAAUGGUUCUUCAGGGUGCGGAAAUAUUGUUUUAUCCCACCGCCAUUGGUUCCGAGCCGCAAGACUCUGGCCUUGAUUCUCGUGAUCACUGGAAGAGAGUGAUGCAGGGGCAUGCUGGAGCUAACGUGGUGCCCUUAGUAGCUUCAAAUCGCGUAGGUAAAGAAACAAUUGAAACAGAGCACGGGCUCAGUCAGAUCACUUUCUACGGGAAUUCUUUCAUAGCAGGACCAACAGGCGAGAUUGUAGCCGAGGCCGAUGACAAAGAGGAAGCUGUUCUUGUGGCGCAAUUCGAUCUCGACAAGAUCAAGUACAAGAGGAGUAGUUGGGGAGUAUUCCGGGAUCGCCGUCCUGAUUUAUACAAGGUGCUUCUGACUUUGGACGGCAAUCUAUAGUUUCAUGCUGCUGUUUGCUAAAGUAUUGAGGUAAAAAAAAAACUAUGCCUCAGUCACUUUUGAAUAACUAUUGUUGUUUCAGCUUUAACAGUCCAAUAAUAAAGAACCCAUAACGGAUUUCCCUUGGUUUCCCA